Molecule: messenger RNA, 1860 nt
Organism: Bombyx mori (domestic silkworm)
Lineage: Eukaryota; Metazoa; Arthropoda; Insecta; Lepidoptera; Bombycidae
Gene: P38mapk
Product: p38 map kinase
Biological process (GO): intracellular signal transduction; protein phosphorylation
Cellular component (GO): nucleus; cytoplasm
Molecular function (GO): ATP binding; MAP kinase activity
Source: RefSeq, marked provisional
AAUAAAAUUAAUGUAAACCAGAAAAUUGAAGUCUAAUACAUAAUUUACAUACAGCUAAUUUCAAACGAACGACUAAAAUGCCUCGUUUCCAUAAAGUAGAAAUUAAUAAAACUGAAUGGAUAGUCCCGGAGCGAUAUCAGAUGCUUACACCUGUAGGUUCCGGCGCUUACGGUCAGGUUUGUUCUGCAAUAGAUGCCCAACAUAGUAUGAAAGUGGCUAUUAAAAAGUUAGCCAGACCUUUUCAAUCAGCUGUUCAUGCAAAGAGAACAUACAGAGAGUUGCGAAUGUUGAAACAUAUGAACCAUGAGAAUGUUAUUGGAUUGCUGGAUGUGUUUACACCGGAGAAAACAUUAGAAGAUUUUCAGCAAGUAUACUUAGUGACCCAUCUAAUGGGUGCUGAUCUGAAUAACAUCGUACGGACACAGAAGCUUUCUGAUGACCACGUUCAGUUUCUGGUAUACCAGAUUUUACGUGGACUCAAAUACAUACAUUCGGCUGGCAUCAUUCAUAGGGAUUUAAAACCCUCUAACAUAGCUGUGAAUGAGGACUGUGAGUUAAAAAUCUUAGAUUUUGGCUUGGCGAGACCCACUGAGACUGAAAUGACAGGUUAUGUGGCAACAAGAUGGUAUCGUGCGCCAGAGAUAAUGCUCAAUUGGAUGCAUUAUAACCAAACUGUGGACAUUUGGUCUGUGGGUUGUAUUAUGGCUGAGUUGCUGACAGGAAGAACUUUGUUCCCCGGUACUGACCAUAUUCAUCAAUUGAAUUUAAUCAUGGAGAUACUCGGCACGCCCGCUCAGGAGUUUAUGCAGAAAAUAUCGUCCGAGUCUGCACGUAACUACAUCCAGUCUCUGCCGGCUUUGAAGAGACGCGACUUCCGCGAGGUGUUCCGCGGCGCGAACCCACUCGCCAUCAACCUGCUGGAACUGAUGCUCGAACUGGAUGCCGAUAAACGCAUAACGGCAGAACAAGCGCUCGCGCACGAGUACUUGGCUCAGUACGCGGACCCGACCGACGAGCCGGUUUCUGCGCCCUACGACCAGAGCUUCGAAGACAUGGAGCUGCCUGUAGACAAGUGGAAAGAGCUGGUGUGGAAAGAAGUAGUGGAGUUUAAGCCGCAUCCGCAGCACAUGAAUACCGUGGUCGAGGUGAACCCAUCGUAAUUUGCAACAGUAUUGUAAAUAAUAAUUGCCUUAUUACAUUCAUGCCGUCACGCUGUAGCCGGAGUGUUUAUGGCCAGUGUCUUAAUGUAAUUAAUAAAACCAUAAUUGUGUUGUUUACCAGAUUUACGAGAUAUGAAUUUCGAUCAGUUUAAAACAAACGAAUGUUUUAGUAUCGUUCCCUGUUGGAAAGGAGAAAAAACGUAUGCUUAUUGACGUAAGCGCUAUAUUAGUUUCUGAACACGACUUCACUUGAAAUGAGAUUUCACUGCGAUCACGAUAGUAGUAAUUCACUUAUUUUGUAGUAUAGUAGUUCACUUACAUUGAAAGGGCGUAAGCAUACAAAAUCUAAACACAGUUUCCUUUUAAAAAAGCGUAUUAAAAAGAGUUCAGAUUUACUGGUGGUAGGACCUCUUGUGAGUCAACAAUUUAAUUAAGUACGUAUUUCAUUAGAAAAAUUGGUAUCUUCCUACGGGAUCGUUCGAUGCACACUAUGGAAUCCGAACCUCUAGGUAUACGGAGGGAUUUCGGUUCUCUUUGUGUUUUGUACCGCUUAUUCCAUGGGGAGUGCUCUGAGGAAUUGUUCGAGAUGAUCCCUCCAACUUUUUUUUACCAACACCCCUCUCGCCACCGGAGCAGAGUGCUUCCAUACUAUCUGGAACCACUACCUUAAUCGAUAACGCGUUUUCAGAAAAAAAAAAAA